Molecule: messenger RNA, 2340 nt
Organism: Crotalus tigris (Tiger rattlesnake)
Lineage: Eukaryota; Metazoa; Chordata; Lepidosauria; Squamata; Viperidae
Gene: CIZ1
Product: CDKN1A interacting zinc finger protein 1
Exons: 15
Coding region: 111-2189 (692 amino acids)
Cellular component (GO): nucleus
Molecular function (GO): nucleic acid binding; zinc ion binding
Source: RefSeq, a predicted model, not a curated record
GCUCCCGAGCCGGGCGAGCCAGGAAGAAGCGUCUUCCUCCUCCUCCGCCGCCGCCGCCAGCCCAGGCUGGCUUCCCGGUCCACCGCCGCUCGGCGCCUCCCGCCCCAGCCAUGUUCGGGCAGCAGCAUCUGCUCCGCCUGCAGCAUCUCCUCCAGCAGCAGCAGCCGCCGCCCCCGGCGCCCGCCCAGCCGGCGCCCAGCCGAACGGUGACACCAUCCCAGCCCCAGAUGUUAACUCUGCAGGCGCCCAGCCCGGCAUCUCUGCUCAACGCCAACCCCAUGCUCCAGCGGGCGCUUCUCCUGCAGCAAAUGCAAGGUAACCUGAGAGGCUUCAAUGUGGCCACCGCUCCUGUGCUACAGCAGUUCUUCCCUCAAGCAACUCGGCAUUCUCUGCUGGGCCCCCCGCCCGUCUCCCUCAAGCCUCCCCACCUGGGUUUCCCGGCGGCUCUCCCGUUUCACCGCCAGACCCGGCCCUUUCGCAAGGAUUUCUCCAGGGUCUCGGAGAGGAAGCGAGAGGCAGACGGCGCCUCGUCCUCCGUCCAAGGGCGAGGCGAGGAAGGGGCUGCCGCAAUGGGAAAGCAGCCCUGCUCUCCCCCUUCAGAGACCCCCCUGGACUCUUCUCUGGAGGGCGAACCCCCCGCCAAGCUGCCCCGGAGGGAAGCGGGGAUCUCCAGCGCCGAAGAGGCAAUUGGAUUUCCCCAAACUGGAGAUGCUCAGACAGGAGGAAACACCCCCUUCGUGGCAACAGACGCCGAUGUUGGGGAAGGGGACGUGAACGCUGAGGAGGCGUCGGAGGAGGGCUUGGAAGAGGGGGAGAAGACUUCAGAGGUGGUGAGCAACGCGGGCGCCUUGAAGGUCACCAUCCAGCAGAGCAGCGAGAGCCGGGCGAUCAGCACCACGCCAGCCCUCAAGCCGGGUCCCCCUCUGCCCCCCCCUCCAGGACCCCCCCUGAAGUUCUACUGCUACAUCUGCCGAGCCAACUGCUGCAACCAACAGAAUUUCCAGGCUCACCUGUCGGGGGCACAACACCAGCAGCAGCUUCAGGAAAUCCAGCAAAGAAGCAACGUUUGCCUUGUGUCUCUGCUGCCGAUGGGAAAGGAGGUGACGGUGCCCGCAGAGACGGACGGGGAGAGCCAGCAGCAGCAGCAGCAGCAGCAGCAGCGCUGGUGUAAUACCUGCCAGGUGAAUUUCAAAGGAGACCUCAUCAAGCAUCGGAGGACUCAGGAGCACAAGCUGGCCAAGCGUUUCUUGCGUCCCUUCUGCACCGUCUGCAGCCGUUACUUCAAAACCCCCCGCAAGUUUGUGGAGCACAUGAAAUCCCUGGAGCACAAGCAGAAGGCUAAAGAGGUGAGUCUGGCCGAGAAAGAGCCGGGUGGUCCAGAGGACUCCGAGGAGCUGAUCACGGUGGACGCCGUGGGCUGCUUUGAAGAGCAGGAUGACGAAGAGGAAGAGGAAGAGGAGGAAGCUGGGGAGGGGGGCCAGUUGGAUCCGGCGGAGGCCGUCGGUCCACAGGUUGGGCAGAGAGAAACGUCGGUAGAAGACUCGGGAGGAAACGCGGAGUAUUGCCCGGACACGGUUUACGGCCUGGAUUUCCUGGUGCCCGUGGCGGGAUUCCUCUGUCGGCUGUGCCACAAAUUCUACUCCAGCGACUCGGCCACGCGGCUCACCCACUGCAAAUCCCGGAUGCACUUUGAGAACCUGCAGAGGUACAGGGCCUCUCGGCUCCAGGCUACGUCCGGACGUACAGACCCCCCCUCGCAGCUGCCGGACCACCCACCUUCCUCUCCAGCUCAAACUCACCAUCCACAAGAGGCCGUGGCCAGACGCCAGAGAAUCCCCUCCUCUCCCGAGCCCCCCGAGGUCAUCCAGACGUGCUCAGGAGACUAUGAAACGGAUGAUAUUUGCGGAGUUCUCGUCAUUGACGAGAAACGCGAGCCGUCCUCCCCGGGCAGCGACAGCUCCACGGACCAAGACGACGGGGUGUCAGGCGAGAGGGCCAGACUGCACCCCGCAGGAGAACAGCCCAAUCUGGAAAUUCAGGGAAAACUGGCUGCAGAUUCAGCAUCAACGGAGCCGGGCGAGGCCGAGCGGAGCCAAGGUCCGGCCAGCCAGGAUGGGGCCCCUUCCACGCCGGCCGAAGGGGAGACAGCCUCCGGCCUCCGGCGUUCAAACCGGCGCAGGGCGAGAUGAGAGCGGUGGCUACAUUUCUCCUCCGUAGUUUUUCCCGAGAAUUCCCUCCCUCCCUUUGCCUUCCACUUUUAGCAAAAGAGAAAGAUUCUAGUUUUUUCUUAGUUGGUUGUUUAAUAAAAGAAUAAUAAUAAAAAAGGAGAAAAAAAAAACA